CCGCCUGCUCCCCGCCACCUGGGCCGGGCGCUGUGCGCGGCGCUGCGCCGGGCUCUGCCCGGGAGGGCCGGCGGGGCGGCGGGCGGGGCCGUGGCCCGACCCUGCCACGGUGGAGCGGGCCCCGCAGCCCCUCCCGCCCGCCGCGGGGUCUCGCGGGGAGCGGGCGGCGGCCGGGCUGCCGCGGGUUGGGCUGCUCGUGUCCGUGUCGGUGCUGCCCGGCCUAGCGGCGCCGGUGCGGCUCGCCGGGUGCGCGGGUGCUUGCGGCCGCGCCGCUCUGCCCGGGCCGGGCCCCGGUAGCUGCCCCGGAGGAGGAGCCGGCGCUCCCGGCUGGAAGCCUUCCGGAGCCCGACGGGCUGGGGUUUGCGUCUGCGUCGCCCCCGGGGUGUGAGGGCGGGGUGGAGCCGCGCUGCCCGGGAGCUGCCGGCGCCGCAGCCUGCGCGGGGCAAACGCCGGUGCUAACGGGCCCGCAGGCUGCAGCCUGCCUGCUGACAGACCAAAACGAACGAACGUCGUGAAUUUGCCUUUUAAAAUUGAAGGCGUAUUUGAACUCGUUUGUAGUGUCAUUUUAAAAACGUUAGAAAGUAUUGUUUUAUACUUCUGUUUGUUAAUAAACCUUUAUUAACAGUUACAGUCUCAGAGAAAUUCUGGUGCUGUGAAGUUUCGCACUGAACAAUCUCCUAACAAGAUCUCAUUAAAAAAAUCUUCUCAGACGAGAAUUGAUCUUACUGCUGCAGUUGCUAUGGGAGCAACAUAACACUUGCUCAGAGGUGGAAGUGAUAAGCCAGGAGUUUUUUUACUAAAUUUGCAAACGGCGUUAUCUAGCAGAAGGAGCUCCUGGUCAGGAAACGUGAAAUGUUUCCACCGUUGCUGUGCUCUGUCUGGGUUUGAAGAUGUUGAUAGAUUUGGAGUUACCAAAAGUGCUGCUCGAACAGGCAGAACUGUACGUUUAGAAGCUUGACUUCAGCUUCCUGGUUGUGAACAGGUUGAACUUCUAUGUUAAUAGCAAGUGGAAAGCUUUCUUUGAUACACCAAGUGCAAGUAGCUUUUAAUUAUUAACUCUGGAAUAGGUGUUCUUUUUCUUCUGAAGCAAUUGUCUAUGAUAAAGAGUACAGCUUUCACCUUUUGUAUCUAAGUAUGUAAUUAACCUUAAUACAAAUAGCCCUUGUGACAAUGGGUGUAACUCUUUGGGCGAAGGUACGUUACUGGUCAUGCAUGCAAAGGUACUUCACUGAUCAAGGCCUAAACUUCCAGGGGUUUUUGCUUGUUUGUUUGGGUUGUUUGUCUGUUUUUAGUGCCCACGGCGGUUUCAGGUAGUUCAACAAGACGCUGCCAGCAUUAGUAUUUUAAAAUGCCAGCUGUGUGUAUUCUUAAAGGUUACAAUCCUGCAGAUACUUGACCUGGCUGAAAUCAGGCUGUGGGUCUAUAAACUAAAUCAUCCUUGCAGCCUGUCCACAUGCAGUGGUACCCCGUACUCCAGGCUCCCUGGGGUGCGCGGGCCUGGCCUCCGCUCCUAGAGCUGCCUCUUCUGCCGCCCGUGGCCACUGCCACCGGCGGUGUGAUCAGCCUCGGGUGGUUGGUGCGUGCCAGGACUAAAGGCAGUCCUUGUCCUUCAGCCCUCUGCUGUAGGGAUUGCGCUUACAAAUCGUGCAUCUGCACCUCUGACAGGCUUUGUUUGAAAAACGAAAUGAAAAAACAACACCCAAGCCCUCUUAGUGGUUAAUGCCACACUGAGUGCAAAAUUAAUACAAGACCUGAUCAUCCCUUCUUCUCUUUUAAAUUUCUGGUAACUCAGAAGUGGGGCACAAAAAAUACAUCUCUUUGUCUGAACAGUGCCAGAAUGAUUUGCUGGAGAACCAGAAAACAACUUAUUAUCUCGUUUCUUAUCACUAAUACAGGCUAGUCUAGGGAGCUGACUUAGUCCCAGGACACAUAGAGGCAAGGUCUACAUCUCAGUUUCAGGCCACGUGUCAGCAGCUUCUGAUUGCCGUUAGAUGAUUACGGUAACCUUUGGUAUGAUUGUGUAGCAGAUCAUAGCUGCCCUUCCUGGAAGAAAGUGCAAGAAUAUCUUUAGCUGUAGCAGCUGGUCUGUACUUCCUUGUACAUCUGUGAUGGGACUAGCAAGGCUGAAUAUUCCAUACUCAAAGCUAGAACUGUCUUUACCUUUUUUCUGUAUGUGCCAGAGCGAUGUUAAUGCUUUUAUCUCUCUUGGACAAUACAGCCAGCAGCAUUAACUUGAUUAUCUUGCUGUGAUUAGUGAAAGGUGAGACCCAUAACACUCAGCAGAUGGGGACUGGUGUGAAUGUGUGACGUCUAGGAGCAGUUAGCUCAGGAAGCAAUGAGAAUGAUUCAGAACCAUCAGCAUCAUGUACUGUCAGUGCCUCUCAUAGCUCUAGGUUUGAAGACCAGAAGUAACGGUGUGGUGGUGGUGUGGGCUGGGCACUGUACAGGAACCUUGCUGGUACCGUUCCUGUAAGGGAAGUUGCCGCCCUCCUGGCAUACAAACUGUGAUAGCCCACACAGAGUGUCAGCUGUCGGUGUGAGCUGAUUCAAGUGUGGUGGCAAAACCUCUUGUUUGUUAUUAGCCUUUGAUACCAGAAUAGAGCUCAACUUGCCUAUUUCCCUUUGAGGGCAACAGUCUGUCUGAGUUUAGAUGCCAUAGUUAUGCCUGUAGCUAAAAGUUGUGUUUCAUCAAGUGUCUGUAGUCUCUCUUGGUAUAAAUGUAGUGAGAUAAGGGAUCUACUUUAAAAGGAAACUUGGAGGAGGUUUUGGUUAUCCCCUCUCCCUUUCCCCACACCAGAAACAACCUGAGAUCGUGAGGCUUUCCCUGUUAACAUCGAGGGAAUGCCUGAUGCAUUGGUGGCCGUUGGCUCCAGUGAGGCUCUGGGUUUUUACCUGGUUCGAGUAUGGCGUGUCAUGGCCUGUAGAAAUAGCUACAGAGCAAGGCAGAGGCUUUUUCCUGGGACAGGAGCAGGAAUGUAGAGAACCCGUUGCUUUCUUAGUUCUUAGGGCAAAGGUUUUCCUGCUGCUUGAUCUGUUUUUUCCAAGAGGGAGGGGAGAGUAAGGGAUUGGAGAAAAAAACCCUCCUCCUCUUCUUGCAUGGUUUAUUUCAUUAAAUCAUCAGCCAUCAAGCGGAUAGUGUACUUGCUAAGGUUUUGUUCUGUGCUGAGGCAGCAGGGUGCAGGAAUGAAAAUGGUUCCUGAGCAUGUUGGGAAUCCUACUCUUGUCCUCGCGUGGAAAUAGCAGCAGCACACAGUAAAAUGCCUGUGUAGCCUGGUCUGCCAGCGCUGUUGCUCCCACCAGCAGAGAGCACCGAUGGUGAAUUACAGCUUUAACUCGCUGAUCGGGGCGCUUUUCUGUGCUGGGUGUGCACUGUGCCUCAAGGUUUGUGUGGGAGCAGACAGCCUUGGGCUUGGUGCACAAGUGGAAGACCGACGUGAGCUGGGAGUCAGGUGGAGGAGAUCGUCCUUGGUGCGGUCGUCUUGAGCUGAAAGGAUGAAAAUUGGCGAUUGGAAAGUCACCGUCACUGUCCUAAGCUUCAUCCUAACCUCUGGAGUCUCAGUUGAUGUCUUUGGGUGUAUGAGCCUGCGGGAGUGUCUGCCGUCCCCUUCCAUGAUUUAGACAGCGGCUUGGAACAUGCAUCACUAGCGGGAUGGUUGGCCACCGAAGUUGCAAUGUCGUCCCUGACGACCUCCAGUGAGGGAGAAAACUGCGCUCCCAGGUUUGUUGUUGGUUCCAGGGAUGAUGAGACAGAUUUUCUGGAAUCAAACAUGAAGACAGACGAAACUGAUUUCUUUGAAGAUGAUGAAGAGGAGGAGUCGCCACCUGAACGGCAGAUUGUGGUUGGAAUCUGUGCCAUGACCAAAAAGUCCAAGUCAAAGCCCAUGACACAGAUUCUGGAGCGUCUGUGCAAGUUUGAGUAUAUCACAGUGGUGAUUAUGGGGGAAGAUGUUAUUCUGAAUGAACCGGUGGAGAACUGGCCCUCUUGUGACUGCCUAAUAUCGUUCCACUCCAAAGGAUUCCCCCUGGAUAAAGCGGUUGCUUAUGCCAAGCUGUGCAAGCCAUUUCUGAUUAAUGACCUUGAUAUGCAGUAUUAUAUCCAGGACAGGCGUGAAGUGUAUCGAAUCCUUCAAGAAGAGGGAAUAGACUUGCCCCGCUAUGCUGUGCUCAAUCGAGACCCUGAUAGACCAGAAGAAUGCAACUUGGUGGAAGGAGAGGACCACGUGGAGGUAAAUGGAGCUGUUUUCCCAAAGCCGUUUGUAGAGAAGCCAGUCAGCGCUGAAGACCAUAAUGUGUAUAUUUACUACCCGACGUCAGCAGGUGGGGGCAGCCAGCGGCUCUUUCGGAAGAUUGGCAGCAGGAGUAGCGUGUACUCCCCAGAGAGCAGCGUAAGGAAGACAGGCUCAUACAUUUAUGAGGAGUUCAUGCCUACAGAUGGCACUGAUGUAAAGGUGUACACUGUUGGGCCAGACUAUGCCCAUGCAGAGGCUCGCAAAUCCCCUGCUUUGGAUGGGAAGGUUGAACGGGACAGCGAAGGGAAAGAGAUCCGUUACCCAGUCAUGCUGACUGCCAUGGAGAAACUAGUUGCCCGGAAAGUCUGUGUAGCCUUUAAGCAAACAGUGUGUGGGUUCGACCUCCUGCGGGCAAACGGCCACUCUUUUGUUUGCGAUGUGAAUGGCUUCAGUUUUGUGAAGAACUCUAUGAAGUAUUACGAUGACUGUGCCAAAAUCCUUGGAAAUAUAAUCAUGCGGGAAUUGGCUCCCCAGUUCCAUAUUCCCUGGUCCAUCCCAACAGAGGCAGAAGACAUUCCCAUUGUCCCCACAACUUCAGGCACCAUGAUGGAGCUUCGUUGUGUUAUUGCAGUCAUCCGGCAUGGAGAUCGCACCCCAAAGCAGAAGAUGAAGAUGGAAGUUAAGCAUCCUCGGUUCUUUGAAUUAUUUGAGAAAUACGAUGGCUACAAGACAGGGAAGUUGAAGCUGAAGAAACCAGAGCAGCUACAGGAAGUGCUGGACAUUGCACGGCAGCUUGUGGUGGACCUGGGAACCCACAGUGAUUGUGAGAUUGAGGAGAGGAAAUCCAAACUGGAACAGCUGAAGAGCGUCUUGGAGAUGUAUGGACAUUUUUCUGGCAUUAACCGUAAGGUGCAGUUGACCUAUCUGCCUCAUGGACAUCCAAAAGCUGCAAGUGAAGAUGAAGAAGCUCGCCGAGAGUCUUCCCCAUCCCUUCUCCUGGUUCUUAAGUGGGGUGGAGAGCUGACACCAGCAGGAAGAGUCCAGGCAGAAGAGCUGGGGCGAGCCUUUCGCUGUAUGUACCCCGGUGGCCAAGGUGAUUAUGCUGGUUUCCCUGGAUGUGGCUUGCUCAGGCUGCACAGCACCUACCGUCAUGAUCUCAAGAUCUAUGCCUCAGAUGAGGGACGAGUUCAGAUGACAGCAGCAGCUUUUGCAAAGGGUCUGCUAGCCCUGGAAGGAGAGCUGACCCCCAUCCUGGUGCAAAUGGUGAAAAGUGCCAAUAUGAAUGGUCUCCUGGACAGUGACAGUGAUUCCCUUAGCAGCUGUCAACACAGAGUGAAGGCACGACUGCAUGAAAUCAUGCAGAAGGAUGCUGAGUUCUGUGAAGAGGAUUAUGAAAAGCUAGCACCUACAGGCAGUGCUUCUCUGCUCAACUCCAUGAUGUUUAUCCAGAACCCAGUAGAAGUAUGUAACCAGGUGUUCACCCUGAUUGAGAAUCUCACCUCCCAGAUACAAAAACGCCUGGAAGAUCCAAAAUCUGCAGACCUGCAGCUGUACCACAGUGAGACUUUAGAACUAAUGUUGCAACGCUGGAGUAAGCUGGAGCGAGAUUUCCGCAUGAAGAAUGGGCGUUACGACAUCAGCAAGAUCCCUGAUAUCUAUGACUGCAUCAAGUAUGAUGUACAGCACAACUGUGCGCUGAAACUGGAAGGCACAGCUGAACUCUUCAAGCUCUCCAAAGCCCUAGCAGAUGUGAUCAUACCCCAGGAAUAUGGGAUUAAUAAGGAGGAGAAACUGGAGAUUGCUAUUGGCUUUUGUCUUCCUCUCAUUAAGAAGAUCCAGUUGGACCUACAGAGAACCCAUGAAGAUGAGUCCGUCAACAAACUACAUCCCUUGUACUCAAGAGGAGUUCUGUCACCAGGUCGCCACGUUCGGACACGGCUGUACUUCACCAGUGAGAGCCAUGUGCACUCUCUGCUCAGUAUCUUCCGCUAUGGGGGGCUCCUGGAUGAAAACAAAGACCAGCAGUGGAAGAGAGCCAUGGACUAUUUGAGUGCUAUCUCAGAGCUGAACUACAUGACCCAGAUUGUUAUCAUGCUCUACGAGGACAACAACAAGGACCCAUCUUCGGAAGAACGUUUCCAUGUGGAGCUGCAUUUCAGCCCCGGCGUGAAAGGCUGUGAGGAAGACAGAAACGUGCCCACGGGGUUUGGCUUUCGGCCUGCCUCCGCGGAGAAUGAGGACAAAAAAGCAGACCAAGGCAGCCUGGAGGACCUCUCCAAAGAGAAGGGCAUCGAUGAACCAGAUCAUGCACAGCAAAGGUCUCCGCAGCCUUCCGAGCCGGUCAGCAUUCAGCGAAGAUCCCCACUGAUCAGGAACCGGAAGACAGGGUCCAUGGAGGUGCUAUCUGAAUCUUCUUCCAAAUCAGGAGGUUAUCGCCUCUUCAGCACUUAUUCCAGGCAGUCUUCUGAGAUGAAGCAAAGUGGCUUAGGGUCACAAUGCACCGGCCUGUUUAGCACCACUGUGCUGGGAGGCUCCUCCAGUGCCCCCAACCUCCAGGACUACGCACGCAGCCAUGGCAAAAAGUUUGCCAGCAGCCUGACAUGCAAAGACGAGCUCUUGUCUAUGCCAGCCGUAAAACGAUUUUCUGUGUCGUUUGCAAAGCAUCCGACUAAUGAUGCGUUUGAGCACCACCACGUUGCCCAGUUGCUGCGCCGCUUUUCCUCUGACUAUGCCACGAGCCGGAACAUCUCCCUGGAUGCCGCUCUAGCCCAUCACCUCCAGCAGUGCUCCUACCACCUGCGCCUCUUCAGGAGCUGGCUGAUCUCAGGGCGGGAUGACUUGGAGUGUCUUUACGGUUUUGAAGGCUGUUCCAUGGUUCCCACCAUUUAUCCCCUGGAGACCCUGCACAACUCCCUCUCUUUGCGACAGGUCAACGAGUUCCUGACAGCUGUGUGCAGGAGUUGCAGCGAAUCGAAUGUCCAGUCUACCGCAGCUUUGUUUGAUUCUAUGAUUGGCAGCCAGAUACCAGGAGACCCCUUUAUGUCCCAGCGAAUCCUGUCAUCAUCCUCUUUGCCAUUGCGCCAGCGUUCGGAUAAGCCCCCUUGGUAUAGCAGUGGUCCCUCCAGUACUGUCUCCAGUGCAGGCCCAUCCUCCCCAACCUCUGUGGACAACUGCGCUCGUUUCAGCUUCACUGAGAAACUUUCCAUCAGUCCCCCAAAAAGUGAGGAGCAGCUGACUAGCCAGUCCCCUGAGCAAGGAGAGAGGCAGCCUCCAGGCAGAAGGCUUGACGUGGAGGUGGGGAUGUCUGGGUUGUCGGUGGUGGAGCCAAGUGUCCCAGAGACCCUGACCUGGACUAAGGGCCCAGAGCCAGGCAGGGUCCUGGAGCUGUGCAAGAAGGAGCUGGCAGAGGAGGACUCUAACCCAGAGGAGAAGAGCAUGGUGGAGCUGGAUGAAGAAGAAUCAGCUGGGGAAAUGUUAGAGCCAAGUAACACAGGGAACCCAAAGUGUGGUGCAGGGUCUGAUAGAGGGCUGGCUGGGGAGAAGGUGAAGCCAGGUGAGGGGGAAUGUAUUGACCUGGAUCAGCCAGGGCUGUCCAAGGAGAUUUUGGUGCCCUGUGAAGGGGAGCUGCUGGGAGAGGUGUUGGACCCAGAGCAUAGGGGCAAGGAGCUGCUGGGGGACAGUGCUCUGUCAGGCCAGCUUCUGCCUGGUCACCCAUGCCAGGUGCAGCCUCUGCCACUGAAGAAAAGCGUGGAGGAGCUGCAGCCGCUGUCUCGGGAGGAUCAGCAGAAUUAGCAGCUCACUGGACAGCACACUGCAAGCGCUUCUAGCCUGGAGGCAGCCCAGCUUCCUGCACAGCACCUCAUGCAGCUGGCUGUCCACAGCACAGAACAAGCCAUGUCCCAAGGCCACAGGACUCUGGGGUGUGGAAGAGUCUUCUCUGCUCCUCCACAAGCCAGCUCUUUGCCAUUUGGCAAGAGGCAAUGCCCCCUCUGCCUUGUUAAAUGAACAACAAAUGCAGUCUUGGUACUGGCAUGGCACCUCCAUGGAGCAGGGACAUGGGGCUGCACUGGUGUCCCAAGGGCUGUAUGGUUGCUGGGACAGCAGAGUUAGAGGACUGGUACAGCCAAGGCUUUUGGGGUGGUAAGUCCAAAGGGGACAGAUGCUCCUUUGAGAUUUUUUGGCCCAUAGCCUUCAGGGAAAGGCAUUCUGGGCCCAAAGUAAGCAGAUCCAUCACAACCACCAACCUCCUCUCUGUUCCUUCCUUCUUCCUCUCUCAAUUCCCACCACUGGCCACCAAAAACAGGUCCAGGGAGUCCAUGGCAGGAAGACUAGGAGAAGCAGAAAGCAUUCUGGAGGAGUGUGGGAAGGAAAGUAGUGAGGGGAUCAGGUUCAAGACUGCCACUUGCAAGAAAACGUCUCUUUGGCAUGGACUUGAAUGUUUUCCUGCAGGGCUGGGGCAGGCAGGCAGGAGUCUGGGAUCCAGCCUGAGAGAGGUGGGCAGGGAGGACACACACGGGUUUUUUUUUCUAGUCCCCAAGAGUCAGGCAAGGUACAGCUCUGAAGUCUUGGUGACAGAAAUGAAAAGAAACUGCUAUUUGAACAAAUCAGGAUUAUUAGAAGCCAAUAAGGAGAAAUCUUUAUUAUAUAUAAAAUGAAAAUUAUUUAAUACCUAUUUAUGUAAAUGACUUGUGAGCACAAGCCUGAGGGCAAGACUGACACGGGUGUCCCUGCCGCAUCCUGAGUGCAGGCCAGGGCUGUGCCUCCUGCGCCUCCUGUAUUUAUGGACAAGUCUGCGUGUUUGUCUGUAGCUAGGAUCUGUGUUUUUGUGAAGCUGUGCCCAAAGAUCUCUGCGCUGUGUUGUGAAGAUGUGUGUUCACAGUAAAUCUAUGCUGUGGGUCUGGUGUCUCUCUGUUUCUGAUGCUGACUUGCACAGCAGCGUGUGUGUGCUAGAGCUUGCAGGUGCCGGGGACAGCAAGCCCUGCUCGUUCUCCACCAUCCUGGAAGAGGAACUGUGGCUGAAGUCACAACUGAAGUGAGUGCACAGGCAUUGGGCUUUGCUCAAGGAGGCCAGAUACCUCUUCUUUUCUCCACAGAAGAAAUGAUCACACUGGGGAAGAGGUCCUGCCUUCCCAGGUCCCAGGGCAGUUUGUGGUAGAACGAAGAUGCUGGGGCAGCGCGUUGGGCUCCUUUCACUUGGUCCACACCUUCUC
Molecule: messenger RNA, 9439 nt
Organism: Grus americana (Whooping crane)
Lineage: Eukaryota; Metazoa; Chordata; Aves; Gruiformes; Gruidae
Gene: PPIP5K1
Product: diphosphoinositol pentakisphosphate kinase 1
Exons: 32
Coding region: 3672-8021 (1449 amino acids)
Biological process (GO): inositol metabolic process; inositol phosphate biosynthetic process
Cellular component (GO): cytosol
Molecular function (GO): 5-diphosphoinositol pentakisphosphate 1-kinase activity; diphosphoinositol pentakisphosphate kinase activity; inositol hexakisphosphate kinase activity
Source: RefSeq, a predicted model, not a curated record